AUGGAGCGGCCGCAGUGUGCUGACGGAAAGAUAGAACUUGAGGUUGUCAGGAAGGACGGACGUCCCAUUGUGUGUUGCCCGAUAGAUGUGAGCGAGCUGCUCAGCCAACAGGGUCGCGCUGUCAAGGUGGGCGACGGUGUUCACGUCAGGCUGGAGGAGUACAGCAGUGAGGACGCUACUUCCUCGGAGGAGACGGCGGAGGGAGGAGACGGCGAUGGGAGCACGAAUGAGAGCGGGAGCAGCAGCGAAAUAGACGCUCCACCGGGAUACCGCAAGGUGUCCUGGCACGACUACGCCUUUGGCGUCAAUGGAGGCGGAGAGAUUCCAGAUGCGAAAAGUUUGAGUUUCCAAUCUCCGAAGCGCAACAAGGAAAUUGCAGCACUAUCCCAUAGUAGCGGCCAGAAUAAUAGCAGGGCCCCUUCCACUCGUCGUGAUGCUUGGGCCGCCUUUGCACCCCCAAUGGAUCCGGAGAGAAGUUAUAACUGGAUUCAGAUGACGUCACUCAUGCCAAGUAUAACGUCUAGACGCUUUCGGCUGCCUCCCCUCAUGUUACAUGCCACGGCGUCUUAUCUAGGCCCUGUCGACCAGGGGCAACGGAUUCUUGUGUAUGGUGGGACGACCAACGUUUGCAAAACAGUCGAGAAGGAGCUUUAUGAAUUCUCUCUUUUAACAGGCCAUUGGCGACGACUGGAGGGCAAACAUGUGUUUUUCCCUGGCAAUUAUGGUCAUGCAGCGGUGGUGGUGGAACAUCCUCAGCGUUUCGUGGUGAUUGGGGGUGUGGGCCCUGGCGGACAGCCGGUUCAGAUGGAAACAUAUUGCGAUGACUUUUUCAAGCAACGGAGUCGUAUUUUAUUUCCAUGCAAAGGCAAGGCAGAAACAAGGCGGCCACCGUUUGUGCGUUCUAAGAUUGUUGACUUGGAGCAACCAACACUCUGGUCGCUUGCGAUGCGAGUUGAACAAGAACCCCAGCUUGGGUUUUUGCCAAUGUUAUUUGAGAUGGACUUGAAAACUCUCCGUUGGCGAGUCGUCCAGACAUCUCCAGAGAUUCCUGUGGCUUUUCACACAGCUGUAGCAAAGUCUCAUACAAUUUAUGUUUUUGGAGGUCUGACCAAUCGACUACUCGUAUCCGCGCAGCUUAUAGCGAUCGAUGCUCGGACCUAUACUGUUUCACUUAUUCAUUCAUCUGCGGUUGCACCAAAGGCACGUUAUCUGCACAGUGCCGUCAUGCAUGGGAAUUGGAUGAUCAUCUAUGGAGGCUUUGACGUUUAUAACAACCCACUAGACGAUGCUUGGGCCUUCGAUAUAGCACAUGAACGUUGGGAACUGUUGGAGUGCCACAGCGCGCCUGCUCGUGCCGCACAUGCUUCUUGUCUUGUGGGCUCGCGUUUAUUUGUCAUUGGGGGAUUUGGAAGCCCCAUCAAAGAUAGAGAAAAACCCACAAAUAGUAUCUUUGUGCUUCAACUGGUACCAACUAGUACGGGGCAAUAUCUCUGGAAGGAGUUGACAGUGCGACCUGCAGUACCCCCGCUUGCGUUCUCUGUUGCCUGCCAUUGCGCUGAUGACGCUUCCUUUAUUUUGUAUGGUGGAUGCACUGUCGCCGGAAAGGAUAUGCUGAAGCAUCCACCAGAUGCAAAAAAAGUAGGUACGCGUGUUCCCGUCCAGAGUGGCGACAAGAAUAAUAUCCACAGGAACGCUCACAAUGAUGAUGGCGAAAGUUAUGACGGUUUUUGGCGGGGAUUGCUGCCUUUUAAUGACGGUUUUGUGUUUACGUUUCCCCUGAAGAAGAAACAUUUGAUGGGACCUCAUGGUGACGGUAAUGAUGCGGCGUCGAUGCACGUAAACGAACUUGGGGUAGCGACUGAUCCCGAGGAGAUGACUCCAGCGUUUCGGGAAUUUGUGCGGCGGCAACAGGAUUUUAUCCUUCAGAAAAACGCAUCUCGUGCGCAGACCAUAAAACGGACGACAAUUGAAGAACUUGAAAACAUGGAACCACAUUUGUAUUUCACGCCUGAGGAGAUUACGGUGCUGCUGGAGAGAAGUAACCGCUUGUACGACAGCUUUACUGAAUACAAGAUGGAGAUGCUGCCACCUAACAUUCCUAAUAGAGAAAAUCGAGUGCGCUGUAAUGAAGAAUGCGUCUCUCUUUCUCUUCAGGUGAGGGAUGUGCUGAUGUCUAUGAAGGGGCAAGCGCCUGGGGUGACGGCUGUGAAGUCGAAGGCACAUCGGAUAAAAACAGGAGAGAAGUUUGAGGAUUAUUCGGCCGCCAAACCAUUUCGUCGUGUGGUUGUCAUGGGUCUCGUGAAGGAAAUUAGAGCUCAUCUCAAACGUCUUCAUACCUUGAAUAAGGCCAUUCAAACUGUGGAGUGGGCUGAAAAGAAAGCAUAUCUUGACGCUGUAGACAAUAUGCGGCAACGGGUUGUGGAGUUUAUGCAAGCUGUGAAGGAUGUUCUUGAUAAGUAUAUUGAGCGAGGCGUAGAAUCUUUGGUCUCUGCCGUGGAGAAACGGAAGGACAAGCUGCGACGCUUGACAGAAAUUGUGGAGAAGAAUCGGCAUGACAAGAUAUUUCAAACCGAGGAACCCGAUCCAGAGCGACAGCGUGUGAAAAAGAUGUGGAUGAAAGAUGAAGGAAAUGCAAGUCCACCGAAAAAUCCGACGCGGUCUGUUUCACUUACUCAUUAUUGCCGUCGCUCUCGUUCCAUUGGGGCUGGCUACUACAAGGAUGAAGCCAAGGCUGUUAUUCCACUGCAACCGAAGGAAGUUGAACGUCUGCUUAAAAAAAUACGCCUUGUACGUAAGGUUGCGGUCUUAUUUGGUGACUACUGUAAGUCGACACAGUCGACUGAGGAGAAGCCAUCGAAUGAGAUGCCACUACCACUGUCAGCAGUGCCACUGACCCCUGCUGCCUCGGAAGCUCACUCCCUCAUUGUUCCUUCUUCACUUGCCAUUGUGGAAGCAGUAGCCCCUUCCAAUGUUUCUUCAGUAACCCAUACGGCUGAAGCAAAUGUGGGGGUGGCUUCCCCGAGUGAGCUUGUUAUACGCCGUUCAGAUGCCAUUCGGCAGGAGGCUGUAGAAAAAACGGGUCUUGUGGUCCAAUGCGUGUGCGCAUUGGCAAAGGACCUGGAAACUUCUCUGGUAAACGGCAAGCUGGAUUCUCAUACUGAUGUCAGUAAGGAUGGGAAUGGGCAGACACUUUUGCGCCUUUCCUCGCUACGUCCUCUUAUGUCGUGUAAGAGGCAACUGACGCAACUUGGAAAGAAGGUUCCUGGAAUUCGCGUAAAUCGUUGGGCUGUGAACGAUGUUGCUGGCGCCCCCCAAGAUGAAGAGGCUCAAAAACGUUUUGAGAAGAUGUCAAGGUGCUUGUCUGCCCUUGUGCAGCGUCUCACUGCAACUUUUUUAGCCAAUGCGGGGGCGAGACCGCCUUGCGCGGCGUCCAAGAAGAUGCAGCUAGGGGCGGCUUGGAGAUCCGUGUCAUCUUCUUCUGCGCACCCCCCCUUGCGUGCAUCACCGUCCCCCUUAUUGGUGACCUCAUCGUCACCCUCGUCUAAGAAGCAUCGGCGAGUAGUGAGGGCUAUUUCCACGGUGAGUGCAAGUGACGUUGCGACGACGGCUGAGGGUGAGGAUUAUGCUUCGCGCAAGCAAGUAAAAUCAUCAUCGCCGCCACGAGAGGCACAACAACAACAAAAACAGUCAUCUUGUAUCUUUGCACCGCUUUCCACUCCAUUGAUGCUUCUAGAUGCAUCUCAUUCAAAGGCUGCUGUGACGCCAGAAAUACCCAGACCCAUUUCUCUUACCUCAAAUGAAGCGAAGUCACUUGUCGCUCCGUUGCAUACCACGAUUUCUGUCACUGGUGAGGGUGUUAUUAUUCCAUCUGUGAAAGAUACGAUAGUUAUUCCGAAUGCCCAGCAGCAGGAAACCACUUGGGCAAAUAAAACUUCUACCAUUAUCGUUCCCUUUACAGAGACGUUUAACGCUGCGCCUUGCAAUGAUGCACGACAACCGCCACCUCCACACAUUGUGGUUUCCAGAGGUCCAACCACUACGGCAACUGAUGUUAAUUUGACUGUGUCGGCGGACUUAGCUUCAUUGGGGGGUUCUUUAUCUGCUAUGCAUAUAAAUAUGCGACCGGGCAUGGAGUGUGAUAAGCCUGCUUCAUCCGGUAUGGUAAGCCUUUCUCCAGGAGUUUUUUGUGGCCCCAGUUCAUCUGGUGUAGCGGUAAGCCCAGAAACGGGUCUUUCGUCUCAACAAGCGACGAUGAUGCUUGAGGAGGACUACUUUCUAUUUGGUCGCCGAUACACAGCGGAUCCCGUGGCUGCCCCGUGUAUUGUGGAAAACACGCAUGAGCGACGGGUCGUUUCGGCGGUGGAGUCACCAUUAGUGGGGCGUUGUGAGAAAGGUGUUAAGAUAUCACCACCCGUGGGUGCGCUUGCGGGCCUCAAUGUGGCGGCGUCGCGAAAGCAAGUCGGACUCUCGUUGUUCCGUCAACAUCCCUCGUCCAACCCUGUACCUAGCGCAUCGGUGGAUGUUCCUGCGAGGCCUCUGAGGGGGGAAAUGUUUCGAGGAAGACUAACGCCUGGUGAGAUGCAGAUUUUACAGGCAAGAGAGCGUUUACGUGCCUCAUCAUCGCGGCGGUGA
Molecule: messenger RNA, 4632 nt
Organism: Trypanosoma rangeli
Lineage: Eukaryota; Euglenozoa; Kinetoplastea; Trypanosomatida; Trypanosomatidae
Exons: 1
Coding region: 1-4632 (1543 amino acids)
Molecular function (GO): protein binding
Source: RefSeq, a predicted model, not a curated record